AUAAGUUGUAUCAAAGUUGUGCUGUGGAUGUAAGAAAUUUUUAGGUGAUGUCAUUGGGGAAAUUAUUGUAAGGCAGCACUGCGGUUACAUUUUGUAAGAAAGUGUAUGAACGGUGCGUAAAUAAUUGAUAAUGCGCAUACACCAAAGUUAAAUGUCAGUGAUGGUCUAAACUGAAAGUAUGGAUAUAGCGCGCCGUUCCUCGUUAUUGUACGUGUCUUUACUCAAUGGAAAAUGUGUGCUAAUCCUACAGAACUGCAUGGGUGACUGUGCGUAGGUUUUAGAAGAAGAAAGUUAGCGCGACCAAAAAAUAGCCACCAGUCAAAACCAAAAUGGCAACUAUGGAGGGCUCAUCGGAGCAGACUGUAUCGUGUAACGCGGAAAGACUAGUGCGUGUAGGCUAUUAUGAAUUUGAAAAGACAAUUGGGAAGGGUAAUUUCGCCGUGGUGAAGCUUGCGACACACAAAGUAACCCAGUCCAAGGUUGCCAUAAAAAUUAUUGACAAAACCAAAAUAGAUGCCGAUAAUUUGAGAAAAAUCCUCCGAGAAAUAGAGAUCCUAAAGAAGUUGAGACAUCCUUACAUCAUUCGGUUAUAUCAAGUGAUGGAAACGGAGCGCAUGAUUUAUCUCGUCACAGAAUAUGCCAGCUGUGGGGAAUUAUUUGACUUUGUAGCGUCAAAAGGAAAGAUGAACGAGGGAGAUGCUCGGACCAAAUUCAUGCAAAUUGUUGCAGCUCUGCGGUAUUGUCACAAACGUGGGAUUGUACACAGAGAUCUUAAAGCAGAAAACCUACUCUUAGAUAAGGACCUAAAUAUUAAGCUUGCUGACUUUGGAUUCAGCAACUUUUACACACCAGGAGUGCUAUUAUCAACGUGGUGUGGUUCACCUCCUUAUGCUGCCCCAGAACUCUUUGAAGGCAAAGAGUACGAUGGGCCUAAAGCUGAUGUCUGGAGUUUGGGAGUCAUAUUAUUUGUGUUGGUGUGUGGAUACCUGCCUUUCGAUGCCAAAACCUUACAAACCUUGAGAUCAAUUGUGGUUGCUGGCAAAUUUAGAAUACCAUACUUCAUGUCCUCAGAUUGUGAUAAUUUGAUUAGGAAGAUGCUACAAGUAGACCCUGAAAAGAGAAUAAAUAUAGAACGGAUAAUGCAACACAGAUGGAUAACAAUGGAAGGUAUAGACUCAAAAAUUACAGAAAUCCUACAGCACUACAACACAGCGGAAUCUGACCGUCCCCCGCCUGACAAUGACCAGGUGCUAGAGCACAUGAUGCACAUAAUACCCGACUUAGAUAGAGAAAAGAUCUUGCAGUGUGUGCAUGGGAUGAAGUUUGACCACAUUAGUGCCAUAUACCACCUCCUGGAAGAGAAGGUGGCAGAAGCUUCAUCGUCACCCUCCAUCGCCCUUUAUCCACAGGCCCUCCCAGUUGUACCCACACACCACAGAAAGUCAUCCAUUACUACUGGGUUUGUCGACAGAAGUCCAGUCUCUGACUCGGAGGAGACUCCACGUGCUCUGCCUCUGUUCUGUUCACCCAUACCCCAAAAUCUGCCUGUCCUCCAUGACCCUCAUCAAGCAUACUCUAUAGAGAAGUACGGUGAUACAGAUAUCAGUGGAGAGUCAGAUACAGACGAACCCACUCGGCGGUCUGUAGACAAGUACCUGUGUUCCAGAAGACAUACUGUUGGCCCUGGAGACACACAUCACGAAGAGGUGAUGGAAGCUCACAUGCGAGGUCAGCUGCAUCUGUUAGCGCCAGGAGGGAUGGGGAUAAUGGGUGGCUAUCAGACUCCACCCAUGUCUCUACUUCCUCAGACCAACUUGCCACAAAACCUUCCUCUGGUGAAAAACUUUCCUCCACAGAACUUCUCCAUCAAAGACCAACAUCUUCUCAAGCCACCUCCUUUCAUGCAUCCUGCAGGUGGACUGGGCAGACGAGCAUCGGAUGGGGGUGCCAACUUGCAGAUGUUUUUCCAGCGACAGUUGCCUGAAGGUGGCUGGAGUCAUCCAAAUAGCCAAGAGCAAAUUACUCAGCUGGGUCUUGGUGGCAGCUGUCUAGGGGGCCACUCCCAGCCACUGCCUCAACAGGAUGAUGACCUUCUGGGUCACAGAGAUGAUGAAAUUGACCCCAUCGAUGUUGAAAAGUAUAUGACUGGCAGAGGAAGCAGCCAGAGAGCAACAUUACCUCAGGUCACGCCCAAGGAUGUCCAAGAAGCUAGAAAAAUGCCUCCUAACAGAGCAAGAAAAACUGGGUUACCAAUGGUUACAGAAAGACCACCUGUAAUCAAUCCAGAAUUAAGACUGGAAGCCGAAGAACGAAUGAAACGGGACUAUAUUUCGUCCCAUCUACAAAAUCUAUAUAACAACGCCCUGCUUACGGGAACUCCAUUGGCCCCAGGCAUUACUACCGGCAUUCCUCCAUCUUCAAGUUCAAAUUAUGCCAUCAAACCAGGCAUCGUGUCAGGCAUUCCCCAUCCUCAGUCCUCUAAAAGACUACCACCCUCUGCUUCUCCCCAUAACCUAUCAAACCAUCCCUAUAUUGGGUACAGCUGUUGUUCUCCGCCUCUUAAUAUAUCCUCCUCAUCCUCUUCAUCCUCCUCGUCCUCCUCCUCCACUUCAUCAUCCUCAUCCUUUGUGUCCCAAUCCUGUUCUUCGUCUUCCUCCUGCACAUCCUCUCCCCACCAGUGUCCCUCCACGACCCCAGGGAUAAUCUCAGGUAUUCCACCACAUAACAACAACAUCAUCAUCAUCAACAACAACAAUCCGUGGCCAAAACACAGAGACCGAAAGAGAAAGACUGGCCUUCCCACAGUGCUGGAAAAUAACUGGGUCGUUUCGGCUCCAACAGAAGCGACCGAUUGCACCACAGUGGGAAGAGAGAACUAUAAGGAGUCCAUUUAUCUCACCUGUGAUCGGUACUCUCCAGGAAACACGGUGCGACGUGCAUCAGACUCGGCCACCUUCAGCCUAUCCAACAUAAAUCAAGAAUUCCAACAACUUCAGAGAUGGGGUGGAUCAAACACAGAGCGGCCCCUCACCUCCCUCAUGCGUAGCCUCAACUUGCUCAAAAAGCACAGUGGAGUGACAGAUGCAGCCAUGCAGGCAGAACUUCAACGAGGUCACUCUCUCCAUCGGAUGGGAGCCGCAUCUUCUCCAACGUCAUGCCCACACGCAGGGGGCUCACCCUGCCCGCCUGGGGGGAUCAUGUCACCCUGCCCGCCAACACCCUUGCUUGGGGCGUCCAUAGCUGGGGGCUCACCUUGCCGGUCCCCGCACCCCCAGUCUCCGAGCCCGCACCACCCCAUUCCCUUGAUCUCACCGACACCUUCCCCACCAGUUCCUCCAACAACACCACCAUCAAUACCAAGUUCCCCGUUACACCACAGUGGGAGUAGCAUAGAAGGCACAGCGCUUAGUUUGAGUCGAUUACAGCUCCAUCCCCCAUCUUCACCCGCCGGGCCUCGCAGCCCAUCACAUCGCCAGUCGCCUCCACUAGUUUUGUCUCCUCAGCCUUCAUCCCCAGUAUCUUUGUUAAGUCCAGUUGCACCUCUGUCACCACCUCCACCUGGCCUUAUACCACGGUCGGGGCCCUCGCCCCCACCUCUUGGGUUGGACAGUAUUAGAGAAGAACCUCCAAGAGGAUGCCACAUGACCCAUCGGAUACCUCGGAACACCCACACCUUUACUCAGAACCCCCAGAUCUCUAUAACUGAUGAGAGUGGAGGUCAGGUGAUUAUUGGUUCCUCAUCAGACUCUUCACCAGAUGUGUCAGAUGACAUGGAUUCUUCACCAUUUCCUUCCCCUCCAACUUCUGACCACAUCACUUUAUUUCCUCAUCUAUCUCCUCAGCGGUUAUCGAAAGGCUUAAGUUUAGACUCUUCACCGUUACCAUGUGUUGGUCAGUACGAUAUUCAAGGACCAUCCAUAACACGGGGAACAGCUGGUAUUUUUGCAUCACGAAGAACAACAACAACAGACAACAACAAUGUUCAUAGAGCUCGCAAUGAACGUAACUUGGUGCGGCAAAAUGCAAUUACAGCAACCCCACGUAACCACAUGUUUAUUACCAGCAUGGAAUUCAGACACAGUUUCCCUCCAUUCCAUAAUGGAGGAAUGGGUGAAAGUGAUACAGAAAUGGCAGACAUUAGUCCUUCAGGGGAGCGAUCACCGUUAGUGGAGCGUGGUAUCAUAGAAUUGGAAUUGCCUAAGACAGGAAGUGGUUCUUUCUUAUUGACCCUUCCAACUAAAUGGUCUGGUAUGGCACAGGAAGAGUUAGUAGGAAGUAUAAUGCAUAUUCUUGAGAGGCGAGCUCCUUCAAUUGUCCGAGAGGGGGUUCGAGACUCUGGCCUCUCUAUAAGGGACCCAACGGGAGCCCAGGUGGACUUGGAAGUGCAUGAAGGGUCUGUGGCAGACUCACCUGCCCUAAAGAUGCGCAGAGUGUCUGGGGAUGAGGACCAGUAUACACAACUCUGCCAGCAGCUAAUUGAGUGCAUGACAACCUAACAUUGACUAGAGUUAAUUGUGUGCAUGAUAUGGAAGUAUUUGUGUAUACAGAUACUUCAGAAUGGAUUGUGUGCAAUUGUCAAAGUGUGUUGAAGUCAGGAAAUAGAAGCCCCAAGUAGUUUAUGGUAAGGCUUGUUUUCCUUAUGACAACACUUGAUGCAGCCCCCUUAAUGCAGCGUUUGUUUUCCUAUUCACAAUUCUGGACACAAACCUAUUGUCUUCACUAUUUAAGGCUUCAACUUUCUGAUUGCAACACUUAUUGACUUGUUUAUUUGCUGUACAGUGAUAGUAAAUGCCAUUUCUAAUCUCUCUAAAUAGACAGGAAAAUUUAAAGCAAACUAGCUUUUUGUUACUUCUUUUUUAUUUGACCUUUGUUAUAUAAUAUUGAAAUAAUGGAAUAUUAUUACUGUGUUCUCGAAGUUUACAUGGGUACUUUACGGCCUGUCUGUUUGGUAUCAUUUAUUCGUUAUGUUUGUGUAUGUAUGUUUUUACAUUAUAGAAAUGUAUUUCACAUUUAGAUGUUAAAAUAGUUAUUAAGGAUUUCUCAGUGUCUUUCAGGAUUUACAGCCAUCAUUUUCUUUUUAGAGUCUAACUAAAAAUGACAUUAUUGAACAGAGCAGAAAUAUCUGCAUCUUAAGUGCGAAUUAUAUCCAUUUCAUUCUCUACAAGUUGCCUUCUGGACUGCAUUCCAUUGUUGUGGUUAUUCUACUCCUUAUUCAGAUUUCAUGUAUAUCAAAUGCCAAAAGUAUGCAGGAAAUAUAAAGGCUUCAUUUUUUUUUUUUUUAAAUGCAAUCUCAAAAUUAAAAAACUGGGAUGCCCGUGGUACAGUAUUCAUUAUGCUUGGAAGUUGUUAAUAUUCUGGUGCCACUGGGUUCAUUGAGAUUGCCACACACUUUAACAGUCGUGUGGCAUCAGAUGAUAUUUCAGCUGCAGGGUCUAACUGUUCGUUAGGUGGUUAACACUGCAGGUUUACUUUCUCUGUUGAGGGGGUCUAGUGUUACAUUAUAUUCAUUGUACACUGAACUCACAAAAGUGUGAUGAAUGAGAAAUAUUAUAAAAUGGGUGGGAAUUGAACAUGCAUCUCUGGACUCCCCAGAAUAUAUUUUUCUCGUACAGUAUAUUAAUUUUCUUCAUGGACCAGAGGUCAUUAUUUUAUGGCAUAAAGGUCAUGCAUUGGUGCUUUUGGCGUUUAUCAAUAUAAAACCUGAUUACCUCAAUUCAGUUUGGCUAAAAGAAGCAAAAUGAUUAGAUGGGGAAAAGUAAAAUCUAUCUUGACAGUGUUUGGCUGAGUGUGUAUUAAGUAUCAACUCUAUUAUCGCUCCUGUAAUGAAAACAUUUAAUUGGAGGGAAAUGGGUAAAAAUUGUGGGAGGAACAUUUUCAUUAUGGUGAAUUUAACUAACUUCUAUAUUAGCAUGAAGUGAAACAAGCCUUUAAAAUACAAAUAAUAGAAAUAUACUUAUGUUCCACACAUGUUCAGCAUACGAGACUAGUUAUGUUUAUGUCACGGACUUGGCCAGAAGACUUGCCUUUAUAUUUCCACUGCUUAUGGAAAUGCCCCUCAAAGUGCCAACUAAGUAUUUCCUCUGGGUAUCACCUAGCUGCAACUGCACGAACCUAAAGGCAAUACAGUCAACCCUCUUUAAUCCAACACACUUAAGGAUAUUACAGUCUUGCUUUCUUCCAUGGCAAUAAAAUAAUGGAAUUAGAUAUUUAAUUGUAUGGUAACAAGACAUUGGCCACCCUUUCCAAACAAAUUUGUUAUUUUAUUUUUUUAAAAAGCUAUUUAUAUUAAACUUCAAAAAAUAUUAAUUUUUAUAGUGUUGGAAUAAAUGAGGGAAGACUACCCCUUGCUGAUCCUGGCAACUUUCAAGACUUGGUGCUACUGGAGAGGAUUAGGACUGAUAUUGGUGAGCAUUGGGUCUUUGUGUACAGUCUUCCUGGUAUUGCUAAUUGCAUCACUUUAGCUAAUCUUAAAAUUUUUGUUGAACAUCUUGCAAAUCAUUGUGAAAAUCACAGGAGGUAUUUUCAUUGGUGGUUACUUAAUCAGUUUUCAAAAUAUUUCUGUGAUUUAAUACAGUACUGAGAAGUAUAAUGGUUUUGAUGAAGAUGUAACAAAAUGUGAUCAAACAUAACUACUAAAAAAAUUUACUUAUAAUCUAAUAUCAACAAAUCUUUAUUUUUGUAUAAUGAGUGUUGCCAAAACUUCAUAGCACAAAAGUUGUUUCUUUCUACAUUGUCUCCACUUUGACUUUCCCUUCUAUAUAUAACUGGUGAGCUGAAGCCGUCACAAGAAAAUUGGAAUUAAAAUUCGGCUGUUAUUGGAAUCAAUUUACUGAUAACUUGAUUAUUAUAAUAUGAAAUAUUCCAAAAUCACAGAGAAUGAAGAGAAUUGUGGAGAGUUCACUAUGAGUUUAGUGCCUCAACUAUAUAUAUUGAGGUUUAGUGUAUUUUAAGUGCUUUAGCUUGGCGCUUUCUUUUGGUAAUUAUGGUAGGUACUUUCUUAAAAGUAUUUUUGAGCACUGCCCGGCUUUAAAUGAUAGUUUCUUGAGAUGAAUGGAAAUUAAUACCAUUCAUUUUUCAUGACUGCUCUGAAUUCUAGAAUCUAUUAAUUAGCAAAUAAGCUGCUUGAGUAAAUAGCUGUUGGAAAGUCAUCAUUUUGGUAAGUAAACAAUUAUAAAGUACAGCAUAUCAAGUUGGAACAUGGACGGCAAGAGGCAUAGUUACUGUAUAAUCCAAGUUGUGUAUGGUUUGAGACGAGGUCUGCUGCAAGAGCAAAAUAUGUCUCGUGCUAGUUGGGAGCUGGCUUUCAUGAAAAUUUAAAAUUAUACAUCAGACCCGCUUUUGAAAAAGUACAUUUUUAAAGCCUUAUGUUUUCUAUGAAGAACCCCUAGACUAAGCCAAACCUGCAGUGUGUGUGUGUGAAAUAGAAUAUUAAAUUUGCUCCUUGUAGAAUUUGUAGAUGCUACAAGUGUAAAUAAUGACAUUGUGUUCAGUAUGAGGGGGAAAAAAAUGAAUUUAGGAAGUAAACACUCAAAGUAAAGUGCAGAUGAGAAAACCUGACAAAUGAAAUAUUGCCGUGAUUACUUGUACUGUAUCUAGAUCUGGCCCGAAGAACCUCUGACCUGCAUUGCAUUUCAAUCUUGUCUGCAUAAUAUAUUCUUUAGUGUAUAAUGUAGCUACAGUAUUACACUAUGUAUGAAUAUUAACCUGCACAAAAUUUAUUUACUAGACUAUUCUAACUUGUGUGAUCGUCACAAGUGGUUGAUGGACUCAUUUAGAAAAGAAAUGAUCCAGAUGUGAUGUGCUAGGUAGAGGAUUCCUGCGUUUAAUAUACACACGUACCAGAUACUAAGGAGAAUAAACAAGGUGGACAAGGAUACCCAGUUUUGAAUGAAAGUAAGUACGACACGAGGACACACUUGAGUAAAAAGAGAUACAAGGAAAUAAUCAUUCUGUGAAAUGGUGGUCAGCAAAUAGAAUGUAUAGAAAGUUGUUGUUAUUGAAGUCAAUUUGAAGAAAAGUUAGUGCACCAAGUAUAAAAGACUAGGAGGCAGGACAUACAGCUAAAUCUCAUUUCCCAUAGUCACUGGUAGAUAGCAUAGUUGAUGAAGCAAUUGGCAUAAGUGUAAACUGGAAAGUUGAGUGUAUAAACAAUACACUAUAUAAUUUGUAUUGUUUUAAAGUGACAAUUUUUUCAAUUUAAUUUCUUAAUAUGUACUGUACAGUAUAUUUUUAAUGAGAAGUGUUAAAUUCAGUAUUUUACUUGAACAAUAUGUAUUAAGAAAUUAUAAUUAUUGAGCUUUUUUUUUUUUGUGAGAAAGCUUUGAAAAAUUGUUAUACAAAGUCACAUUAGCCAUCCUGAUAAAAAGCUGAUGUUUUCCAGUUGUAUUAAUCCGGUGAAAAUCUGCACCUGCAAAGUUAAUGUAUAUAUCUGUCACUUUUGUUAAAUUCAUAAACUUUCAAUGAUGUGUAAUAACAAAAUUUGCACAGGAUUAUUAGAAAAUAGUUUUUACCCAAAUUCUGACAUUUUAUACAUUGUGUGUAUAAACACUUGUGUAUGUAACAAUAUCCAAUAUAUAUUUUUAUAAUUUAGAGCUGGUUGGUAUUCAGAGAAAAGUAUUACAAAGAUAGUACUCACGAUGUAAUCCUGGUCUAUUUGAUAUUUCUCCUAUUUUAUCUUUUCUAGAUUUAGGAACAUUUUACAUUUUUCCCCUAUUAUUUGAACAGUGUGAUUAUGCAAGUGACAAAUGAUAGUUUCACAUUUUUUGUGUAAUAAAGUACUGUACACAGUUUGAUAAGGAUGGCAAAUUAGGCUUUCCGUUGAUUACUCACUGUACACAAAAACUCAAGGCUAGGCCAAAACCUGAACUACUGUACUCUUCUUAUGUACUUGCAUAUGUUUGAGCUGCUCUCCGUCUUCUUCACCUUGUUUUUCCUCUUGCUUCAUUUGACAUUGUUGUGUAUGUGGAGCAAAAUUAUAAGUCUGCAAAUGUCAUUUUUUUUUAAUCAUUGCUCUGCAGUAUAUUUAGAUACGUCAUCUAAACUGAUGUCUCGGGUAUCCGGGAUCCUCUUGGUAGACAUUUUAAUCUUGUUGGACAUCAUCUUUUAAGUUUGUAUGAUGUCUCUCAUUUAAAGUUCUCCUGUAAUGGAGAUAUGUAUAAAAUACUUGAUACGCUUGAAUUAAGUCCAUUAGCACCCGAUGUCCCACAAGAUGAAGAUUUGUACCAAUUGUCGUUGCCUUGGUCGGGAAUUGUAGUUCACCGAGACCUGGUAGAGUGGGUCCAUUUUAUCUAGUCAUGGAGUGCAGAGGGUGAGGUUCUGCACUCCCAUCAUUCCAUUUCUUCAUCAUUCCCAGUCAUUGUGUUUUGCAUCAACGGUCUUACACGUUUAUAUAUACUGUACUGUACAUGCUUCUAUGCUUUAUCUACUGUUACACGUUUGUCACAUUAUGGAGGAGUUUGUGACUUUUUUCCAUUAUAUUUUACAUAAAAAGAUUAGCUGUAUUGCAUAACUUUUCAUUUCAUUUGAUUCAUUAUGCUAAGUAUUUUUACAAUAUGUUACUGUACAUUGUUA
This is a messenger RNA of Procambarus clarkii (red swamp crayfish), 9570 nucleotides long. RefSeq names its product serine/threonine-protein kinase SIK3. The record is from RefSeq and is a predicted model, not a curated record. Lineage: Eukaryota; Metazoa; Arthropoda; Malacostraca; Decapoda; Cambaridae. Gene Ontology annotation, biological process: intracellular signal transduction; protein phosphorylation. Gene Ontology annotation, cellular component: cytoplasm. Gene Ontology annotation, molecular function: ATP binding; protein serine/threonine kinase activity.